This is a messenger RNA of Blepharisma stoltei, 810 nucleotides long. The record is from the annotation of a GenBank genome assembly. NCBI's taxonomy places the organism in Eukaryota, Ciliophora, Heterotrichea, Heterotrichida, Blepharismidae.
AUGAAAAUUUUGGAAAAUCUGUCAUUAAAUAGCGAAGAUAUUGAAGUCCAAACAUCAAAAUUUCGUUGAAUUUACAAUUAUAAUGAAUAUUGUCUUGAUGAAGUUAAUCUUGAAACAAUGCAAACUGUUUCCGUUGAAAUUUCAGCUCCUAUAGAUGAUAAUUGAUAUACUUGUAUAUGCUAUUUGCCUGGGAAUAAGUCUUUUUGCUACAGAGGUAAUACAAUGCUAGAUCACAUAUGUGGCAUUGCUUUUAUAAUAGAUGAAGAUCAUAAAAUUCAAGUUCUUCCCUCUAAAAUUAUAACUAUUGGAUAUUGUGCAACAUUUUGCAAUAAUUAUGUUUAUAUGUUUGGAGAAUUUUGUCUUUUUAGAUAUGAUUUGGUUAAAAGAAGAUGGGAAAAGAUAAUAGCAAAACUUGGCUUAAGUAAUUUUUGUACUUGCAUUUCUAUAAAUAAUAUGAUAUUAGUUGCAUGAUUUGACUGUGAGGAUAUAUUUAUUUUUGAUUUGCGGACUUGCUCUUUUUCUUCAUGCCCUUUAGAGCUUGGACAACAUAGCACAAAAGUUCUUUGCAGAUCUGAAAAUGCGGCUUUUUUAAUUGAUUUUUCUGGGUUAAUAAGGGAGAGUUCCAAAAAUAAUUUUUAUUCAUGAGCGAUUAUAGGAUCUUGUAUGACUUUUGAUUUUGCAAUUUUUUCUGUUAAAGUAUUUUAUAAAAAUUCUUGGUAUUUUAAUAUAGACAAUGCAAUUAUGAAAUUUAAUUUGGAGAAAAAGACUGUUAAGAGAACGAAUGCGAGCAUUUCAUAUCCUAUCGAUUAA